GGAAAGGUCCAGUUUACCUUUGUUUACCUUUCCCAGCCUCAGCUCAACGGACCCGCCGGAUGUACUUGUUUGGCGAGAUAUCCAGGUCCCUCAUAUGCUGGUUGUCCAUCAUGGGGCCCAUGGGAUAUGGGGUCAGGCCACCGAGUCUUUGUUGACAGGUAUUGCCCAAGGCAGUGUGGUGAUCUGGAACCUCCAGGUAUUUGGAGAGAGAGGUUCCAGAUUGCUUGUGAUUUUCUUAUUAAGCUGUUCUUGAGGGGUAUUACUGCUACCCCAUGCCGGUUUCCAUCAAAACUUCCCCGAUUGCCCCGCGGCCUCAGAAGAACUCGGUAGAAAAAUAAUCUUUUUGUCUUUCAAGAUCAAGAUUUAUCUCUCAGACCCGGGACCCUACCACGCGGAUCUGAAGCCUCCAGCCGCGAGUGUCCAGGGUGGCCAAAGAGUUGGUCCCGAUAUCCCAUCGAGCCAUCCCACCCUAAAGCGUUAGGGGACUCCAAAAAAGCAAAGCCGCCCACUUCCGCCCGCAUCUGUCCACCAGAGAACUCCAAUACUGUUUGCUCCACCGCCGCCCUCCCUAUUCUAUUGCUCGGUGCUCCAUACUCAACACUGCCAGCCCACCGCCGUCCUGUUACCCGUAGCUGCUGGUAUCUAUCCUCUCUUCUCCCAACUGCACACUCGAGUUCUUGUCUUUUCAAAAGACGUUCCCCGCCUGCGUUUUUUUGCCGUCCCGAGCCGGAGCAUCUAUCUACCUCUUCGUAUACACUUGCUUCACUAUCCACUGCGUACUUCACUACCUACCUACCAUCUACCCUUCACCACAACCACCACCCGAACUCUCAGGCAACGCAGCGCACGCACGCACUUACUACACCACCAUCAUCCGCAACGCACGCACCAAUCCCCGUCAACUACCUACCGUGACAACGACCUCUUAAGUCCUUGUUUUCCGUGCCUUUUGUGCUGCGUCUCUCCCGUCGGUCGCCCCUCUCCAUCGGCCCAGUUCUAAGCUGCGCGACUAGCUCCGCCCGGUGCCGGUGCUCUUCUCUUCCGCCAAAAUCCAUCGCACCACCAAACCCACCCAGCCUUGCUCCGUUUCCACCCACGCAUCCCCUUCUCGUUCGAUAGCCUCGCACCACCCCCGAGAACUCUGCUAACUACGACUACAUCCCAAUACUACAUUCGCAACAAUGGCGGGCAAAAUGGUACUAUACAAACUGGUGGUGCUGGGGGACGGUGGCGUGGGGAAGACCGCUCUUACUAUCCAACUCUGCUUGCAACACUUCGUCGAGACAUAUGACCCUACUAUUGAGGACUCGUACCGAAAGCAAGCCGUAAUUGACAACCAAGCCUGCAUGCUCGAGGUGUUGGACACGGCGGGGCAGGAAGAGUACACAGCGCUGCGAGACCAGUGGAUCCGAGACGGCGAGGGCUUUAUCCUAGUGUACAGCAUCUCGUCCCGCUCGUCCUUCACACGCAUCAAGAGGUUCCACCACCAGAUCCAAAGAGUAAAAGAGUCGACGGCCUCGUCGCCUUCAUACCCAGGGUCACCUAUCUCGGCGGCUAACCCCGCGGCACCCGUGCCAAUCAUGCUUGUGGGGAACAAGAGCGACCGUAUUGCGGAACGCGAGGUAUCUACACAGGAAGGGCACGCUCUGGCGCGCGAGUUGGGAUGCGAGUUUGUCGAGGCAUCGGCCAAGAACUAUAUCAACGUGGACAAGGCCUUUUACGAUGUGGUUAGAAUUCUCCGGAGACAGCGCCAGGCCGCUUCCCAGCCCCUCUCGCCAACCGGCAGCAGCAAGUACGAAUCAAGGAGGGCCGAUUCGACCAUCCAGUCCAAGGAAAGUCGAUACCGACGCACACAAAGCGAGCGCCGCAGGGGGUGUGUCAUAUUAUGAGCGGCUUCCUUCGGUCCCUCGCCUCGCCGCCACUCGGUCAUAUUCUCCUUUCUGGCAACCGACGUCUUGAAUACACAACACCCCCGUGUUCUUGGCAGCCGGGUUUGCGCGAAAUUUUGGGCUCGAUAUGCACGCUGGCCAUUUUUUUCGCAAAGCUUUUUUACGAAAACUAAUAUGCAUCUGGAUUUUAAUUUUGGCAGCUUGCGAUUCGUCGUCUUUAUCUCUUCUUUCCGAAUUCCUCGGCAUCUUGUUGCUCAAUUUUCGACAACCAUUUCCCGCAGCAAUCGAAUUCAACCAUUACCCAUUUCACCGACACGGCGAAUGGCGCAUUAAAUCAAAAGAGGGCAUCAUUGGGGCGUAAAUAUCAUUUCGUUUCUUUCGACAAAGGGGGAGAGGGGGGAGGGAGAGGUGCGGGUUCAUUCUCUUUUUUUAUCGCCAAACCAAAUCUUGAGAAGAUCUCUUUUUUCGGGCAAGCCGCCGCAGUUGCUUUAUUUUCGGAGUCAUCAAGGACGGAGCGUAUGUCUAUUCAACCCGAGGCAUUGAUGAUGAAAGGAUGAUCUGGGAGGCAUUGGAUUCUAGGCCACAGUUUGGGGGAGGGAUAGGUGGUGUAAUACCUGCAUUUUUCAGGGCCUACAGGAUCAAAUCAUUUCUUUGGCAAAAAUGGAAGGGGGAAAUGACACAAAAAUCGGGGAAGAAGAAGGGCAGGCGACUGGUUUUGCUACGAAGAAGAAAGAGAGAGAGAUGGGAGGGAAAGAAGAGCGAGGCACAUUGGGGCAACUGCAGAUGAAUGACACGACGGACAUGGAAUCACGAUGAUCUAAAAAGACGGCGAUGGCGACGGAGGUGGUGAUGCUUUUUUCUUUCUCCCUCUCCCCUUUGCCAAUUCUGGGGGCCUGCCUUGCCUUUUACCACACAUCAUCCCACCUUACUCUUUUACCUGCUAAGUAGUUGCAUAGCUCAAGAAUACCCCAAGAUAGUAGUAGCAAGGAAGCAAAAUGAAGAAGUUAAAACAAACAAUUUACAUGUGAC
Messenger RNA from Podospora bellae-mahoneyi, 2918 nucleotides. RefSeq names its product RAS2 protein (gene ras2). Gene Ontology annotation, molecular function: GTPase activity; GTP binding; GDP binding. NCBI's taxonomy places the organism in Eukaryota, Fungi, Ascomycota, Sordariomycetes, Sordariales, Podosporaceae. Gene Ontology annotation, cellular component: plasma membrane. Bases 1182 to 1889 code for a protein of 235 amino acids. The transcript has 2 exons. Gene Ontology annotation, biological process: Ras protein signal transduction. The record is from RefSeq and is a predicted model, not a curated record.